Messenger RNA from Brassica napus (rape), 1345 nucleotides. RefSeq names its product auxin-responsive protein IAA29-like. Lineage: Eukaryota; Viridiplantae; Streptophyta; Magnoliopsida; Brassicales; Brassicaceae. The record is from RefSeq and is a predicted model, not a curated record. Gene Ontology annotation, biological process: regulation of DNA-templated transcription. Gene Ontology annotation, molecular function: protein binding. Gene Ontology annotation, cellular component: nucleus. Bases 531 to 1274 code for a protein of 247 amino acids. The transcript has 4 exons.
AUAGUAACGACUCUAUAAGUAUCUUCACCCAAACCUAUUUCGUUGAGGGAACGUUUUUACGUAUUUUAAUCAUGUUGGCUAUGAAUUAUAAUACGAUAUAACUCAGAUUUUGAAGAUGAGAGCUUUUUCUCUAGUCAAAUAUAUGUUCUGGACUCCUAGUUGUUGGUCUAAGAAAAUUUAUAUGAACUAUAUAGUUGAGGAGUCAAGGGAAACAAAUUGUUAGUAUUCUAAUAUUUGAUUGAUUAGUUUAGUUUAUAUAGUAUCGUGUUGCUUAAGAUACCAUAAAGACACAUCCAUGACGACAUCUAUAUUUUUGUGCGACAAAAUAUAUAAUAAUUUAAACCUAUCAAACAUGGAUAUUUACGAUAAAGCCACGCACUCCUCCUUCACUUUUGUACUCUUUCCUUUUACUAUAAAUAGGGAAUACUCAUGGUCCUCUAAUUAAGCAACCAUCCACACAACCUUUUCCAGAGCCAGACAACAAAAGAAUAUACACUUUUAGUUUCAUCAAAGACGAAGCUGCACUAGAAAUGGAGUUGGAUCUUGAUCUCUCUCUUUCACCUCAUACUAAUUCUUCAAAAUUCGGGUUUUGCUUUGACCUCAACAAGCAUUGCGCGACUGAGGGAAUGCUUGUUGAGGUCGUUCACUACGAGAAAACGAAACAAACGCGUUUUGAGUCGAUGUUUUGGUUGGACAAUAUGGAAGAAGAUUGUUAUGUACCAAAACCAUGUUCGUUUUCUUUGAAUGGCCAGCCAGACGAGGAAGAUGAAGAUCCUUUGGAAUCCGACUCUACUAUUGUUGACGAUGAGGAGGAAGAUGGCGAAGUCGUGGGGUGGCCACCAAUAAAGUCAUGUAUGACAAAGUAUCAUAAUUACCGUCAUAGUCGUAAUCACCCAUAUCACCAUCAUGGUAGGAGGAUCAACAUACCUAAUCCUACGGCUACAAUUAUCGGACUUAGACCGUCAUCGUCAUCAACAUCAUCACCGAGAUCAUCAAUGUAUGUUAAGGUGAAGAUGGAUGGUGUCGCAAUAGCUAGAAAGGUGGACAUCAAGCUUUUCAACUCUUACGAGUCUCUCACUAACUUCUUGAUCACCAUGUUUACUCAAUACCAAAAUUGUGAUAGAGAAGAUACAAGUUACAAAUUCACCUUCCAGGGGAAAGAGGGCGACUGGCUAUUACUAGGGGAUGUUCCAUGGAAGAUCUUUGCUGAGUCUGUUCAUCGAAUAUCAAUAAUUAGAGAUUGCCCGUGUGCAUACACACGGCUGUUGUUCUAAAAAUAACUCUUUCAAAGUAAUUAUUAUUUUGUAAUUAAAAUGUCUACAUUAUCAGAUUUCCACUCGAUUUA